AUGUCAAGACGCUAUGAUAGCCGUACGACCGUGUUCUCGCCCGAGGGGCGUCUGUAUCAAAUCGAGUAUGCCAUGGAGGCCAUCUCUCACGCAGGUACCGUGAUGGGUAUUUUGGCAAAGGACGGAAUCGUACUCGCCGCGGAGAAGAAGGUGACGGGAAAGUUACUGGAUCAGUCUGCGGAGAAGGAGGGCAGCUAUGGCGGCAGUGGCGAGAAGAUCUUCCUGCUCAACUCGAACGUGAUAUCUGGCGUAGCAGGAUAUACUGCUGACGCAACCUCGCUGAUCAACUACGCUCGCUCCGCCGCACAACAACAUCUACUGAGCUACAACGAGGAUAUCCCAGUCGAGCUCCUCGCACAACGUCUCUGCGAUCUCAAGCAAGGCUACACGCAAUACGGUGGUCUCCGUCCAUUUGGUGUCUCUCUACUCUACGCUGGAUACGACCCGCACUAUCAGUUCCAGCUAUACCACUCCGAUCCCUCUGGGAACUACUCUGGCUGGAAGGCCACCUGUAUCGGUGCUAACUCCGGGACUGCCCAGAGUCUAUUGAAGCAGGAGUACAAGGACGACAUCUCGGUUGACGAUGCUAUUGGACUUGUGCUUCGGACGAUGAGCAAGACGAUGGACAGCACGACACUCGGCAGCGAGAAGCUUGAGUUUGCAACAUUGACGCUCGACCAAGCAACGAAGGUGCCGAAAGCGAAGAUCUACCGUCCAGUCGAGAUCGACGCGUUGCUGAAGAAGCACGACUUGGCGAAGAAGGAUGAAGAUGCGGAAAUGGCGUCCGCAUAG
Molecule: messenger RNA, 792 nt
Organism: Peniophora sp. CBMAI 1063
Lineage: Eukaryota; Fungi; Basidiomycota; Agaricomycetes; Russulales; Peniophoraceae
Source: the annotation of a GenBank genome assembly